CUGGGCUGUCUCCACUGUCAUGACGCGCGAGAAUAUGAUUCCACGCUCUCGUCCACUUAAUGCUGCCACCGCCAAUGGCGGCGAUACUAGUCAAGACCAACCUGAUAACAUUGCUGCGCUCAUACCCUUUUGGGAUAUGGCAAAUCAUCGUCAAGGACGUGUAACUUCGUUCUUCAAUGUUGGCACACAGGAGAUGGAGAGCGCCGCUCAGUCGGAUUUCAAAGCUGGCGAGCAAAUAUUCAUACACUACGGUGAUCGUGCCAAUGCUGAUCUGAUGAUUCAUAACGGCUUUAUCAACCCCACCAAUCCGAAGGAUUAUGUCUGCAUCAAACUCGGUCUGGGCAAUUCGGAUCCGCUCUUCGAGCAACGCGCCAAACUACUUCUGCUCAUGCAGAUAACAAAGAAUACCGACUUGAAGGUAUUGCCUCCGCCCACCUACAUAUCACCUGAGUUGCUGGCAUUCGUGCGCGUUUUCAACAUGAACGCACAGCAGCUGGAGCACUGGAUUACGUCCGAACGUGCCAUGGAUCUGUUGCAUAUCGACUGCGCGCUCGAGACAACGCUCGAAUCGAAGACAUGGCAGUACUUGCAGACACGUCUAAUGCUGCUGCUGCGCGUCUUUCCCACCACGCUGGAGGCGGACGAGGAGCAGCUGGCUGCAUACAAGAAAGGCGAGUUGUAUUUCUGCUACGUGGAGGCGAUGGUGCUGGAAUAUCGCGUGUUGGAGAAGCGCAUACUAGCAGCGGCGCUCGAAUAUGCUCGUCAGCGUGUCAAAGCUUAGGCGAUGGCACGUUGCGUGGAAGGAAAGGAGAGGAGAGGCGUCGAUGACAAAGCGAUAAGGAGGCAAGCGCGGAAAUAACAGCAGGUUUUUGAAUGUGUGGAACAAAUGGAAUUUGUGCAAACUAGCCGUGGCCAUUGAAACUUAUAAUGCUCAGCAAUACAAACAACAAUUAUGUUUAAGUUAUUUUUUCUGAAAAUUUCUUAAUGUUUUCUGAAAAUUAAAUUGUUUCAAUUUAGUUUUUUUUUUAAAUAAGCUCCUUUAACAUACUA
Molecule: messenger RNA, 1050 nt
Organism: Rhagoletis pomonella (apple maggot)
Lineage: Eukaryota; Metazoa; Arthropoda; Insecta; Diptera; Tephritidae
Product: actin-histidine N-methyltransferase-like
Biological process (GO): peptidyl-lysine dimethylation; positive regulation of transcription by RNA polymerase II; actin modification
Molecular function (GO): transcription coactivator activity; histone H3K36 methyltransferase activity; protein-L-histidine N-tele-methyltransferase activity
Source: RefSeq, a predicted model, not a curated record